AAUUACAUUUAAAAGACAUCUGGAUGGGUGUAAGAAUUAGGAAGGAUUUAGAGGGAUAUGUGUCAAGUGCUGGGAAAUGGGACACAAUCUAUCCAGAAAACUGAUCAGCAUGAACAAGUUAGACCGAGGGACAUCUCUAUGAAACUCUGUCCAAUGCCCACUUACCAGCCCCUUCAAUAACAGCAUAAUUGGAAGUAUAUGACAUAGCUACAACAUAAUUUUACAACAAAUAAUUACAAUCGCAUCUUACAGAACCACAAAUACCACGUUGAAUGUUUAACCAUUUAAUUACACUAGACAGAUCUCUGUACCAUCUCACGUUCUAGUCCUUCGAAAUGCCAUGAGGAUCAUAAAGCCUUCACAGAGAGAGAGAAUCUGAAACACCUUCCCUUAGACUCACACUCUCCGCCUCCAGUUGCCACAAGUGCACAUUCCCUGUACACUCCCACCCCUCCCCAUGGCAAGGGAGAAAUAAUGCCCAGAGGGAGGGGUUUUCAGUCUGAAACUGACGGGCCUUCUUCCGCAUUGUGACGUCCAACACAAGGGGCAGGGACUUUCUGCAGAUCCGGCCGAUGACGAACCCACGUUCCAAACCCCUUGUCUACUAUUGGCCAAUCGCCAUUGUGUCAGACCAGACCAUCGUGAGCCAAUUAGAAUCCCUUGAGUACCGGAAGUAGUCUGGUCCUCCCGUCAAUCAGAGGCCCCCCCAUGUCUGAAUGCGGAAGUUGGACCAUGAGCUUCUGAAGUUGCUGCUGCUUCACUCCGAAUGAAGAUUGAUCUUCAUCUCAGACUGCAACUUCUUUCUUCUGUUCAGCAUCUGUUUCAAACCUCAGUGAGACUGAAGAACGCAGACCUCAAUGAGAGUGUCCCCAGUGAACUGACUGUGGGAAGACCUUUAACUGGCUACGCAGCCUGAAGUAGCAACACCCCAUUCACAGCAGCGAGAGACAGAACAUGUUCCAUGUGUGUGGAUUUUCAACGGAUUGUCGAAGCUGGGGAGCGGCAGGGAUUCCCACGUAAUGGAGAAACCGUGGAAAUGUGGGGACUGCGGGAAGGAAUUCAAAUUCCCGUCCUUGCUUGAAAGCCAUCGUCGCUGUCACACUGGGGAGAGACCGUUCACGUGCUCCGUGUGUGGGAAGGGGUUCACCCAUACAUCCGCCCUGGUGACCCACCAGCAGGUCCAUACCGGGGAGAAGCCGUUCACCUGCUCUGUGUGUGAGAAGGGGUUCACCCAUUCAUCUGCCCUGGUGAUCCACGAGCGGGUCCACACCGGGGAGAGGCCAUUUACCUGCUCCAUGUGCGGGAAGAGGUUUACUCAUUCAUCCACCCUGGUGACCCACCAGCGGGUCCACACCAUGGAGAAGCCGUUCACAUGCUCUGUCUGCGGGAGGGGGUUUGUUCAGUCCUCCAACCUGCAGAGACACCAGCGGGUCCACACUGGGGAGAGGCCGUUCACCUGCUCCAUCUGCGGGAAGGCGUUUGUUCAAUCCUCCAACCUGCAGAGCCACCAGCGGGUCCACACUGGGGAGAGACCGUUCACCUGCUCCGUGUGUGGGAAAGCAUUCAUUCAGUCCUCCAACCUGCAGAGUCACCAGCGGGUCCACACCGGGGAGAGACCGUUCACCUGCUCAGUGUGUGGGAAGGGAUUCAUUGAUUGGUCUUCCCUGCGGAGACACCAGCCUGUCCACACCAAGGAGAGACCAUUCAGCUGCUCUGUCUGUGGGAAGGCAUUCAGUCAGUCAUCCCAUCUGUUCAGACACCAAUCCAGUCACACCGAGUAGAGAACGUUUGGAUUCUUUGUGGAUGUGAAUUCUAUGAGUAUUUAAGAGGGCACACAUUCACUGGUGAGUUGAGCAUCUGUUUAAGACACACUUACUGAUUUGGAAUACGCAAUGGAGUCGGGAGGUGUAUACAUGUCAUGUUUGACUCUGUGAAGAAAUCUACCAUGUGUAAAGAUUGGCUCUGGUUUCUCCCUUCCCCAUGAGACUGCCAGGACGAUAACAUGGUGUGAGAUAUUGUAUUAUAGGUCUCUUUACUAACCUACUCACAAACACUUUCUAUUUACUCAUUCAUAAGUCUUUUGUAACCUGCUCACAAGAGCCCUAUAUCUAAUAAUACUGCAUUCUGAUACAUUCACAUCAUUUUUAGGGAAGGAAACUGCUGUUGUGGAAAGGAUUCACUCAGUCGUCCCAGCUGCAUCCUUUACUCUGUCUAGCCUGUGGUUGACUCUACACUGCCCCCCCAUCCCCCUGUUCUCUCCUCCACUGGGCCCCUCCCUCUCCCCAGCAAAUGAGUAGGGAGAAACCUACUUAGAUACAGAGUAUACGUUGAAAUUGCUGAGUGAGGCAAUACUUCCUACAGGUUAAGGAGGGGAGUGUGUGCGCUUUGACCUUGAGCUGUUUUUUUUUAAAAAAAGCUACUUUUUCUAUGCCUUUUUGCUGGGGGGGAAAUCUGAAGCUGUAACAAAGUUGGGUCACAAUAAAGGGUUACCUGAACUUAC
Chiloscyllium plagiosum (whitespotted bambooshark) is the source of this 2500-nucleotide messenger RNA. RefSeq lists its product as uncharacterized. Gene Ontology annotation, cellular component: nucleus. Gene Ontology annotation, molecular function: DNA-binding transcription factor activity, RNA polymerase II-specific. The record is from RefSeq and is a predicted model, not a curated record. Gene Ontology annotation, biological process: regulation of transcription by RNA polymerase II. NCBI's taxonomy places the organism in Eukaryota, Metazoa, Chordata, Chondrichthyes, Orectolobiformes, Hemiscylliidae.